AAUAAACCAAUUACAAUGUUUUACCUAAUCGUGCUAUCGUUGCUUGCGAGUGUGCUAUCUGCGAGAGAACCGAAGCAGAUAAAUAUAGCAAAUCAAGGGACGAUAGCCGGGAUGUACAUCACUCGGUUCCGGACCAAAAGAAUAGCAGCGUACCUCGGAAUACCUUACGCUCAGCCUCCGCUAGAAUUCCGCAGGUUCAGCCCACCGGAGUACACAGAUCUACCGCAAUGGGAAGGGGUCAGGAACGCGACCCUGUUCGCUCCAGAUUGCAUGCAGAGCGAUCCCAAAAAGGAGGACGUACAGAACCCUUUGAGUAGACACGAUGAAUUAUUUACUAAGUUACUAGAGUCGCAAAUGGAGGAGCCUAGGAAGAAGGAGUAUUCAGAGGAUUGUCUGUAUUUGAACGUGUAUGUUCCAGAUGAUGUGAAAGUAGAAGGUUACCCCACGAUGGUUUGGUUUCAUGGAGGUAAUUUCGUUCGGGGAAGUCCAAAUUACAUAAAUCCAUUUCACCUUGUACUCAAACAAAAGGUAAUAUUUGUUUCAGUGGCGUACCGCUUGAAUAUAUUCGGAUUUUUCUCCACGCUAGAUAACGAGGCGCCCGGCAAUUUUGGCUUAUUAGACCAGGUCGCUGCAUUAACUUGGGUUAAGAAUAACAUUGAAAGUUUCGGAGGAGAUCCCGAAAAUGUCUGCAUAUUUGGUCACGACGCCGGUGCUGUCAGCGUUGGACUUCAUUUGAUUUCGUCUUAUUCAUCUGGACUUUUCCAAAAAGCCAUUGCUAUGAGUGGCAAUGUGCUCUCUCCCGAUACAGUAAACAUCGCAAGAAAAGAAGUCAUUACAGUCGACAAAGUUGCGAACGCAUUUAGUUGCUUUCGAAAACCAACUUACCAAUUACUAGAUUGUCUUAGACGGGUUAAUUACCAAGCUCUAUUGGAUAUCGGCGAACCACUAGCUGAAUGGAAACCUCUAGUCGAUAACGGUUUCAGUAAUAUAUCUCUUCCAUUUCUCACAGAUCUUCCAAGCAAAAUGUUCAAAGACGAAAUCUUCAGUCCCGUACCAAUUUUGACUGGCUUUACUAAUAUGGAAGAUGCUUUACUGCUGGAUAAAGAUGGUAAUGAAGAUUCAGGACUAAGUCAAAGGGAGUUUGAUGUCAUGCGAGAAGAAGUCAUUCUUUCUGACAUAACAGUAGAUAAUAGUUCGUGUUUUACAAACCAACAUCACAUACAGGAAGCGGUUGCAUUUUUCUACAAACCAAUUCCACCAACCAAAAACGAGACUAUUUUGAGAAAACUAUUUCUUGAGUUUUACACUGACAAAGUAUAUGGGGCCACGACUUACCAGCUUGCUAAAUAUAUGAAUAAGCAUUCUCCAGUAUAUCUAUAUCGUUUUGAUUUGAAGCCCUUUUCGGAUGUAGCUAACGACGGGAUUCCGGAUUGGGUGGCAGUCCCUCAUAAUUUCGAUUUAAUUUUUACAUUUGGCUUACCGCAUUUAGCACAGCCGGAAGACUUGACGAAAUGGGACUACAGAGAUAAAAGCAUUUCAGAAAUUGUUAUGAAAAUGUGGUCGAACUUCGCUUGGUAUUCCAAUCCCACGAAUUCGGGCGUGAUUAUCCAAUGGGAUCCUUUUGAAGAAGAGAAGCCAGGUUUCUUUAUAAUAGACAGGCAAAACUUUACAAUGAGCACAGCACAGACGGUAAAUUAUAAGGCAUUUGAAUUUUGGACGGAUUUUUAUCCCAAGGUUGUAGAAAUAGGGACAAAAUGCUGUAAAGAGAUGUUUACUUGGAAGAUUGUGUGUUUACUUGUGACGGUAAAUUUGGUGGCGGGUCAACGACCUACCUUCGCAGGAUUCAGGCCAAUCGGCUUUCCAGAACUACAGAACAAAACAAGUGAAGAUGGACUCGGAAACAGAUUUGGCGAUGACGGAACACCGCUACCUUUACCCAUAGAAGCCAAAGGUGAUGUAGAACUAAUAAAACGCAUCAGCAAACUCCCAGUCGAUAAGCAGCCGUUCUGGUACAUCAAUUGGAAGGCUCUAGAAGAAAGCCGUCGUAACCCACAAACGUACGACCAAAGACCUAAUCCAUUCAUACCUUCCGACACAUCUUCCAAUGCGAAUAUUCCUGAGAAUAACCCUUCCAAUGAGAAUAUCCCUUUGAAUAACCCUUCCAAUGCGAAUGUCAACAUUCAGCCAAAUAAUGCGUCGAACGAUUUGACAUCUAAAUUUGGUACUGUUAACGAUACUCAGCUUAAACCAGAACAAGCUAAGCCAGUUCAAGCACAACAGACAGGCUCUUAUAAACAGUAUAGGUACAGAUCGUAUAGAGGUUAUUAAUUUGACGUCAAAUAUUCAGUUAUGCAUGUAAUUAACUCUAUUAGGUGUUAUGUGGUAAACGAACAAUGUCCUUUUAAUCGCAUUACGUAAUUUUUAUUAGUGAUGUCCGUCUAUUGUAAACAAUAUAAAUUUACCUUGUACUGAUUUAUCUCGGUACAUAAUACAGGAGUUGUAUUCCAAAGGAUUGUUUUUAUUGUGUGUAUGUUCUUUGUAGCCUUUUUAUACAAUUGGCUUGUAUUUUUUAUAAGAAAUAAAAUUAUAAAAGAUA
This is a messenger RNA of Colias croceus (clouded yellow), 2596 nucleotides long. Its product is annotated as carboxylesterase 1E-like. Gene Ontology annotation, biological process: neuron cell-cell adhesion; chemical synaptic transmission; presynaptic membrane assembly. Bases 16 to 2328 code for a protein of 770 amino acids. The transcript has 5 exons. Gene Ontology annotation, cellular component: cell surface; postsynaptic membrane; synapse. The record is from RefSeq and is a predicted model, not a curated record. Gene Ontology annotation, molecular function: signaling receptor activity; neurexin family protein binding. Lineage: Eukaryota; Metazoa; Arthropoda; Insecta; Lepidoptera; Pieridae.